AUGUUUUGCCCGAGUAACGAAACGCUCCAGAGCAUCACGGAAAAGACGAAGCUGCUGGCGCACAAAUGCACCCAGCAGAUUCGCAACAGCUCGGUUGCACCCAGCAACGAUGGAGGACUACCACCAGCAACAGCUGUAGCUGGAACACCAGCAGUAGUAGCAGCAGCAGCAGCAGGAGCAACUCCUCAACAACCCUCAGAAGUGGUCACUUCAGCAUCCAAAGAUGGCGCUGGUUCGAAGGAUGAACGGCCUGGGGCGUUGCGAUGCUUCUGUCCCUGUAAAGGCACGUUCAGUAAGAUCAUGGGCCGGAAGUACUCAGCAAAGGAGGGCCAAAGCCAACGUACCACCAAGUGGUAUGUCAAGCAGCCCACCUGGCGGUUAUGGGGCGAAGAACGCGAGGAGAACGCCAUCUACACGGUCUACCUUAAGAAGGUCCGCUACCACCGGCCAACACCCAGUGCCAGCAGCCAAGAUUCCGAUGACGAAAUAUCGCACCUGGAGUGGGAAACCGUGCGCGUGCGGUUCGUCAAAGCAGCCACCCUGUCCCGGCUGGUCGAUGCCCUCGCGACCGACGACGGUGAGCUCGAGAGCACGUUCGUGAACGUGUUCCUGAACACCUACCGCACGUUCGCGCAACCGGAGAAGGUCCUGGAGCUGCUGCUCGACCGGUACGAGAAGCUGCACGCCGAACCGGCCCUGCUGCAACCGGAGUCCUUGUCCGACCAGCACAAGAAAACUCUAGUCUCCGUUCUUCACGUGUGGCUCGAUGGGUUUCCCGAGGAUUGGGACACGGACAAUCUGCAACGGUUGCUAGCAUUCACCUCAAAGCGUCUGCCAAAAUCGGAAAUACACAUUAAAGCUUUAAAUAGGUUUACGCAUAGAUUAGACAAGUACAGUAGGAUACCACCACCGCUGCCAUGGUCCAACGAUUAUCACGAUUUCGCCGACCAGUUCGGUGGCCUCUGCCUAACGCCCGCCUUCCGGGGGCCACCGUCCCACCUGCUAAACUCGUACCGCUUUCCCAACAUCCCGGUGAAGCACUUUGCCGAGCAGCUAACCCGCAUGGACAUGGAGCUGUUCAAGCGAUUAAUACCGCACCAGUGUCUCGGUGCGAUCUGGUCGAACCGGGACAAGCACGAAUGCAGCUCGGUACUCGCAACCGUCACGCAGUUCAACGCCGUGUCCUUCCGCGUGAUCUCGAGCGUACUGAUCGAGCCACGGCUGAAGCCCCAGGAGCGGGCUCUUCUCAUCUCGACCUGGAUCGAUAUUGCGCAGGAGCUGCGAUUGCUGAAAAACUUUUCCUCGCUCAAAGCGAUCAUCUCUGGGCUGCAAUCGAACGCGGUCUAUCGGCUGUCGAAGACGUGGGCUGUACUACCCCGUGAUAAGUUGGAACUGUACAAUGAGUUGGCGCGGAUAUUCUCCGAGGAUAACAACGCGUGGGCUCAACGUGAGGUGCUGAUGCGUGAGGGAACGGCCAAAUUCGCGGACACGGUCGGUGAAAAUGAUCGACAUCUGCAGAAGGUGUUCCAGAAGCAGAACACACUGAUCAGUCACGGUACGAUACCGUACCUCGGGACGUUCCUGACCGAUCUUACGAUGAUCCACGCGGCCAUCCCAGACACGCUGCAGGACGGGUUGAUCAACUUCGACAAACGGCGUAAGGAGUUUGAGGUGCUCGCUCAGAUCAAGCUGCUACAAGGUGCGGCUAACACGUACCACCUGCCAGACGAUCCGUUGUUUGAUCGAUGGUUCGCCUCACUACUGGUGCUAGACGAACGGGAAGCUCACACGCUCAGUUGUUCGCUGGAACCGGCACCCGAAAUGACGAAGCGACCACCAGCACAGCAUCCCGGUGGUGGUGUAGGAGCUGGUGGAACAGGAGGUGGUGGUACACCCGGACACAAGAAGAGCGACUCGAUAGCUUCAAACUCGAGCAGCGGAGCAGGUUCUCAGUUCUACUGUGAUAUUAACAGCACGUCUAACGCGAGCUACGGAUCGCGAAAUAAUUCACUCGAUCGAGAUGCAACUCCACCGAACGCGUCACUCCUGUCAGCCGCCAGCAGCGUGUCAUCGCUCUCGAUGGACUCGACCACCUCCGGUAGCCAACGAUCGAACCAAAACGGAGGUGUUGGCAACGUGCGAACUCCUCAGUCAAACCGAUCGCAACACAACGGAACUGUCGCGAGCCGUAGUGCGAAUGGUGGAGGCAAGGAUCACCACGAUGCGCCCAUCAUUAACGGGCAGCUGGUGCAGAACUCACCGCUCAAGAGCAGCUCGCCCGAUUUCUACAUCAUCAAGGUGACGUACGAGACGGAGCAGGUCGAGCUGGAUGGGAUCGUGCUGUACAAAAGCAUCAUGCUGGCGAACAACGAGCGAACGCCCCAGGUCAUCCGGAACGCGAUGCUUAAGCUCGGGCUCGAAGGCGACCCAGAUCGGUACACGCUGGCGCAGGUCCUUCCCGACAAGGAGCUGCUUCUGCCGAACAACGCGAACGUGUACUACGCGGUUAACACGGCGUACAAUUUGAAUUUCAUUCUUCGGCCGAAAAAGGACACGCCAGGUAGCGGGUCCUCGGUACCGAAUGCGGCUGGCGGUCGUCCUUAAAACCAGCCCAGGGGACACGGAAUCUCACCGCAGACACGAGGACGAAGACGGUGUACAUUUAUUUUAAGCCUAGUGAAUAUCACCCGACCGAUUGACGAUUUUGUUGCUUGUUUUUAACCCAACGAUACCAUUCUAUAUCGCGUACCAUCCUUACACAGUGUAGCGUAGUUGGCGGCAGUGCGGUUAUUUUAUGCUUAGGUUCUUUAAGACAACUAGGAACGCGAACGCGUCGCUAUGGCGAAACAGCUUGUAAAGCUCGCAGCGCAGGCCCCAAAGGGAGAACAGAAAGAAACAAUGAGCAGUGCACGACGGUAUUACCCGGUAGACGGAGCCAACCCAGGCCCAACCAUACGUUUUUUUUUUGUCAGGACACAACUAACAAGACUAGAAUGGAGGAUAUAUAGGAACACAGAGAGAGAGAGAGAGAAAUCGACACGGAUUUUGGAAGCGUUUUUGUUUGGCGUUCUCGUUUUUUGCGUGACGUGAACGAAUUUCGAGAAUGUCCCCGUGGACUACGAACGGGGACCGUUUACAAUGUGAAACUGUGUGCAGGGUACUUCUACUUCUGAAUCUAUACAGCAGAAAGUGAAAUCGCAAAUGAGCAGAGGCAUGAGGGUUUUUUUAGUCCUACCGGCGCACGUAUGAGUAUUUUACUAGGAUAUUAAU
This is a messenger RNA of Anopheles nili, 3270 nucleotides long. It is a transcript of the gene Rgl, whose product is annotated as ral guanine nucleotide dissociation stimulator-like 1. The transcript is spliced from 7 exons. The coding region runs from base 1 to 2604 and encodes 867 amino acids. Gene Ontology annotation, biological process: Ras protein signal transduction; positive regulation of GTPase activity. Gene Ontology annotation, molecular function: guanyl-nucleotide exchange factor activity. Gene Ontology annotation, cellular component: plasma membrane. The record is from RefSeq and is a predicted model, not a curated record. Lineage: Eukaryota; Metazoa; Arthropoda; Insecta; Diptera; Culicidae.